This is a messenger RNA of Schizophyllum commune H4-8, 1224 nucleotides long. RefSeq names its product alpha/beta-hydrolase. Gene Ontology annotation, molecular function: hydrolase activity. NCBI's taxonomy places the organism in Eukaryota, Fungi, Basidiomycota, Agaricomycetes, Agaricales, Schizophyllaceae. Bases 10 to 1107 code for a protein of 365 amino acids. The transcript has a single exon. The record is from RefSeq and is a predicted model, not a curated record.
CCAACCGUCAUGUCGAGUUCGUUGAAGAAGUUCUUCUCUGAGCCUCUCGAUGUACAAUGGCGGACCGCUGUCCUCCGUCUCCCGCGCAUGGUACCUGACCAGGUCCUGCGCAUAACAUCCUACGAAGGACCGCAUCCGUUCGUCCUAAAGCUACCGUCCCGAGGCACUUAUUCUAUUCCCGUAUACAUCUUCGUUCCAUCCACCGAACCUCCCCCGGAUGGUUACCCCGUGAUCCUCGACUUCCACGGAGGCGGCUUCGUCAUGGGAAGCUGCCUCGAGCAGGCGCCCUUCUGCGCGAAGAUGGCGCGCGAGCUCAACGCGAUUGUCAUCACGGUCGACUACCGAAUGGGCCCGAUCGACAAAUUCCCCGCCGCGGUCGAAGACGGAGAAGACGUGCUGAGCGCGAUCCUCGACCCCGACAUGCUCGGCUUCGCUGUGCUGCGGGCGGGGAUCGCCACCAACGUUAAGCCCGCUGGCCGGCCUGUGCCCAUCGACAUAACCCGCAUCGCGCUCGCCGGCUUCAGCAGCGGUGGCAACCUCGCACUCAACCUCGCCCUAUCACUCGACCCUCCCCAAGUCGACACACCAUGGCCUAGUCGCAUCCCCGCCGAUCACCCGCGCCGCAUACCAGUCCUACUCUACUACCCAUCGUUCGACGCGCGCCAGCUCCCCUCCGAGCGCACGCUCCCGCCUAAGAUGCCUGCGAGUAAGACCUUCUGGCGCGAGAGCUUCGACAUCCUCCACCAGACGUAUCUCCCGCGUGAGCUCGCCGCGCAUCCUCGCGCGUCGCCGGGACUGGCAGACAUCAGCGCGCUGCACGACAAGGCUCGCGUGUACCUUGUCCUGCCUGAGAUGGACUCUCUCGCGGAGCAAAGCGAGGCUUGGGUGGCGAAGGUGAAGGCAGAAGGCAGGGAGAAGGAUCUCAAGGUCACACGCGUGAAGGGGAUGCGCCACGGUUGGACGCAGAUGCCCGUCAGCUGGCUCAACGACGAGGAAAAGAGGACGCGGGACGAGACAUUCCGGACUGCUGUGCGGUUUGUGAAGGACGCCUGGGAUGGACCAGAAGUAGACGCCGCGGCGAUGGGCAAUACGAGUACAGCUGCGUAACCGGACGGUUUCGUGUAGACUGAUAUAUUCCUACUUUGUAGACAUCAUGUUGUAUGGAUUUGGAUUUCAUGUAUCGACGCGUGGAUCAAGUACCGCACCUGCGAGAAUUGGCUGUUA